Molecule: messenger RNA, 1878 nt
Organism: Symbiodinium sp. CCMP2456
Lineage: Eukaryota; Dinophyceae; Suessiales; Symbiodiniaceae
Source: the annotation of a GenBank genome assembly
AUGAUGCUAUCGCCGAAGGCGACAUUGGCCCUGGCUAUUCUGGCAGCUGUCGUAUCUAUGACGCUACAAGGCUGUACUGCAGCGGAAGGAUGGUACGCUACCAACACAACGAUGUUGGUGUUUGGCGUUCUGUUCGCGCUCCUUGCCUGCUGUGCCGCCCUCGGCGGCUGGCUUCUAAUAUGCGAUUACAAUGGCCAUGCAGACUUUUGUGAUGUAUGUUUUUUUUGGUUUUGUGUUGUAGUGUGUCUUUCCGUUUUGACUGUUCCAUUCUGGGUCGUGUACGGAGUGCGGACUUCCGAGACUGACUGCAGCAAGUUUCGUGAGCUUAGUCCUGCAGCAUGCGCGGACCACUCCCCAUCCUGGACCUGGAUCGAGCCGCCGCCUUCAGGCUACACUGUUUCCGAGUGUUGCUGGCCAACAACAAUAUCAAGAACUGUUACACUCACCACGACUCUGCCAUUCGUCAGAGAAGCCCCGCCAUGCCAAUGCAAUUCCAGCAGCACGGCCUUGCACUGUGAAACAGGACCUGGUAAGCAGUGCGAUUCGCUUGACACAGAGGAGGCAACAGCAGCCUGUUUCGGGGCUGGUAAUCUCUGCUCGCCUGCAACGCCUUGCAAGACCCGAGCAGGCUUGACAGCUGAUUGUGGCAGAUUUCUCGACGAAGUGCAGUGUUCAGAGCAGGCUGCUUGCUAUUGGCAAUCUGAGGCUGCAAAAUUUGCAUACAGUUGCCAACCAGGUCUUGGCCAAGAUGCCACAGCCGCUGGAAUAUGUGCUGCGUACUUAUCGGCUACGGCAUGCAAGAUGCAGCUGAUCUGUGACUGGCAAAUUGUGCCGCUCACUCAAGAGCAGUGCAGCAACGGAGGAAGCUGGAUUGGUUGCAUGGGCAAUCAACCUUCAACCAACGACUUUUGCAGACCAUACCUUACUCCAGAAGCCUGUGCUGCAUCCCUUGUUUGCCAAUGGGAUGGUGGCUGUGCAUGCAAUGACGAGUAUUUUGGGACUCAGUGUGAGUACGCUGUUGCCAGGUUCCAAAGCUACGACAACUUAUGCCUGCUGGACAAAGCGAACAGUCAACUGUGCAAGGGUAUCGUUUAUGCAGCUUCAGCGGAAGAUAGGUUCCGAUGUGCGUCCAGCAGCUCGCAGGCUGCAUGUGCAGAUUGGCUCCACAUCAAGCAAGUGAUCGCUGUCAUGUACGAAGCCGAGGUUGGCGACAUUGUUGUGGACAGCCUGGCUUUAGUCUUCGGCAUCAUCUUCGGCCUGCUGUCAAUGAAGGGCCACGUCCGCUCGAAUAAUCGGUUUGCAAUGCUAUCUUUGCUGGUGAGCUUUGUGACGGACAUCACGUUGGAGAUUGUCUUGGCUGUAUCCGUUGGAGAAGCAGCCGACGUCUUGGGCCAGUUCAAGGACUCCUUCUGCCUGUCACAGGGAGAUGGUUACGCAUCCCUUGUGAAGUUGGAGGAUUUGGCCAGCACGAUCUCGGCAUUAGCUUUCCUAAACAUUUUUAUUGCGGUCGUCGGAGGUGCGUGUGACUUCAUGUCUGUUCUCUUUGAAGACGUGGGGUCAUUGGCCUUGACUGCCCUCGUUGCAACGAAUACCGCGGCUUUGUGCGAAAUUGUUAUUGGCUUGUCAAGCUUCGUGGCCAACACAAAUUCUUUUGUCGCGCAGAUCGUUGCCAUUGAGAAGGCCGCUGUGGGUUUGGAGGCCCUGGAGAGUGGACAUGUAUGCUUCACUCGUCAUCCAGAUCUAGCGCCAGCGACUAUGGUUGGCGUUGAGUGGGUGAAUCCUGGCGGCUUGAUCGUGGUGCCUUGCGUUCUGAUGAGUAUAGCCGGCUGCGCGACAUGUUGUUGCAUCGCCGUUGGUGGCGGGUUUGAUACAGAGUAA